This is a messenger RNA of Danaus chrysippus (African queen), 1488 nucleotides long. Lineage: Eukaryota; Metazoa; Arthropoda; Insecta; Lepidoptera; Nymphalidae. The record is from the annotation of a GenBank genome assembly.
AUGGUUGGAGCAGCCGAUGUGGUCAAGCCAGCUGAUAAAGUUGAAUUCUAUUCACCCCAGGUCAAAGAAACACCGAUUUUCACUAUCAGCGAUGAUAUUGGUAGUCCGGAUAGUACAUUCACAAUGGCGUCAAUAAAUUCAUCUGGGGAGGUCAAAAGUCCUGGGGAUCCACCGGAGAAGAAAUUCGCAGAAUCAGAUCCCGAGAAACAACCGCUGUCUGGGAAAAAGGAGGAGAGAUGGUGGACGACCCUGAUGCAGAUAGCUGUUCCCUUCUUCAUAGCCGGUUGUGGAACAAUAGGAUCCGGCUUGGUGUUGGGUAGUGUUAAAAACUGGGAGGUAUUUCUGCAAGUCAAGGCGAUUUUCGUUUUAGUGCCAUCCCUAUCCGGAUUAAAAGGUAACUUGGACAUGUGUCUCGCUUCACGGCUCUCAACUCAGGCUAACCUUGGUAAUAUGAGAUUACCACGAGAAGUUAUAUCAAUGGUCGUCGGAAACAUAUCUCUGGUGCAGGUUCAAGCUAUAGUAGCGGCGACAGUGGUAUCCAUGUUUGCUGUGGUGGUCAAUACAAUAACAGAUAGACAAUUUAACGGCAGCUAUGUACUGCUAUUGAUCGCUUCAGCCGUCUUCACCGCUACCACCACUUGUUUCGUUUUAGAUUUCGUUAUGGUAAUAGUGAUCUUCGCCUCGCAAAAGUUUAAAGUAAAUCCCGACAAUGUGGCGACACCUUUAGCCGCUUCAAUAGGUGAUAUCGUUAGCAACUCAGUAUUGGCAGUCACUGCUGCUUAUAUGUUUGAACAAAUAAAGAUAUCGUUAUGGCAACCGAUUGCACUUCUAUGUGUAUACUACAGUCUUCUUCCCAUUUGGGUGUUCAUUGGUUGGAAGAAUAAAUAUACGAAAGCCGUCCUCACUACUGGAUGGACCCCGGUCAUAUCAGCUCUGUUUAUUAGUGGUGUCGGUGGUAUCGUAUUGGAUCAAGCUGUGGAACAAUAUCCCGGUUACGAAGUUUUCCAGCCGAUAGUGAACGGUAUCGGUGGUAACUUAGUUUGUGUACAAUCAUCACGGCUGGCGACACACUUACACCAGACAGCUAUACCUGGCAUACUACCAGAGAAUACCAGGAUCAUUGAAUGGCCGUGGAGAACGUUGUUCUAUGGAACUCCUGCAGCAAAGAUAGCGAGAAUGCUGCUAAUAUUGGCCGUUUGUGGACAAAUAGUGUUCAUGAUUGUUGCUGAUGUCGUAUUCAGAGGAUUUGUCUCGCUGCAGUUCGUUUUUGGCGUCACUUACGUAUUAUGUUCUGUUAUUCAAGUCAUGGUUUUACUCUACCUUUCUUACAUCCUGAUACACUUUAUGUGGAAGAGGAAGAAGGAUCCAGACAAUGCAGCCAUACCAUACUUGACGGCUCUUGGCGAUCUAUUGGGUUCUGUCUUCCUUGGUCUAGCGUUCUUAAUCCUAUCAAUAUUCGGCAUGGAAUACGGUAAUAAUGUACAAUAA